Molecule: messenger RNA, 1303 nt
Organism: Anopheles merus
Lineage: Eukaryota; Metazoa; Arthropoda; Insecta; Diptera; Culicidae
Exons: 3
Coding region: 37-432 (131 amino acids)
Source: RefSeq, a predicted model, not a curated record
UACGAGCCGUGUGAUUAAGAAUCGAACCUGUACGUGAUGCAGCAGGAGAAGUUCAUCAAGGGCGAUGGCUUUUUCUACGAACCACCACCACCGGCCAUGGAAGACCUGCUGUAUCAACCGUACUUUGCGAAGCGUAUACCCCGCUCGAAUUUGCUCAUGGUCAUCGUCGAGAACGAGUACAAGGUCGAUCGGGUGGUGCUGUCUGCCCAGCCCGAGGUGAUCUACCAUAAUGAGUCGGAAGCGUUACCGUGCGUGAAGACGAAGCUGAACUUCCUUCCCCGCCGACGUUUAGAGGAGUGUUACACCGAACAUCCAGAUGAAGAGCUCGUUGCCCAGUGUGGCAGUGGAACCCGCCUAACGAUGCAACUGACUGUAGUGAUAUCGACUAUUGUGUCACUGUUUGUUAUAUUAUCGAUGUGCCCAAACUGCUAAUCCAAUUUUAAUGUAGAUUUGUUUUAGGAAACUGGACCUUAGAGAAAGAAUUUUGUAAACUCACUCGCUGUGUGUGUCUGUGUGUGCGUUUGUCUUUGGGAGCGGAAAGCGUGAAGGGUAGCCUGUUCCUUAGCCCCUAGUCAAACUACCCUCGCGUUACGUGUCGUCCCACAGACCAGAGAUGCACCGGUUAGAUUUUGAAAUAACGAGUGUGUGUGAGUGUGUGCACCUCGCGCGUGAUGUGAUUUUUAAAUGAAAAAAAAAAAGAAAAUAUACACUCAACUGCAUACAAACUAGCGAUGAACUUAAAACAACACAAUGCAGGAAUCUCCACAUUGAACUCUUAACUAAUUCACACGCACAAGAUACACGCACAAUCGGACAGGGUCGACCAGGUGAACGGGAGACAUACUUUUUGAGGAGUGGGGGAUGGGGAAGAGAAGUAAAAAUCAUCUAAAAGGAAGCGUAUAACAAAGGAAAAUACAAGAAACACAUGUUAACUGGCGAGACUUAAGAAUGUAACCAUCGUACUGGAUCGUAUAUGGACCACUCAACACUCUUUUAACCACUUUAGCCGGAUUUGCUGGGGAUAUGCUGGGCAAUGGGCAAUCGUACUCCAAAGGUCUCUUGCCGUGGGUAACCGUUUGCCACUUUCUUAUUGUACAACGUUAUUAUUUUUUUUAAUGAAACUGUACACACUCGUAACGCCAUCCACCUUUUCCAUCCAUUCAGCGCGCAAAACUGAUACCAUUUGUAGCUCUAAACUGAAGACACUACCUUCUAGUUUGUCUCAGUCCAAUUCAUAGUGCUUAGGAAAUGUUUAUUGAAUUUCAACGUUGAAUUGUUACAAGAUAGGUGUAGAUGCAGAUAG